CAAAGGCGGGCGUAUUUCUGAUUCCAAAUUCAUAUUCAUAUUCGAUAUUAAUAAAUCCUCGGCGGCUGUUAUAGCAGACCACAGUUCCCGGUCCGAUCGGCAUGAUUCGGCGAUUGUCUGGCGAGCAUUGAGAAGAAGUCAUGGGCUGUGCCAGCAGCACUCCCAUGGUUGCAACGGCGGGUAGCGAAAUGCUGAAAGCCGCCAGCCAUGUCAAGCAGAAGGGCGAGGCCGUCGUCGAAGACGCCUCUGAGACGCUGACCACCACUUUGGACACGGCCAAGGAGACCGUUGGAACGGCGGUGGCGGGAAUUACCAACGAGCUGGGCAACGCCUUUAAGGAGGGCACUCAGGCUCUGGACGAGGCCAAGCACAAGGUCAUGGAGGGGUUGCAUCUGGAAGAGCCCAAGGAAACCGAGGCGAAAGCUGAUCCGGAAGAGGCUACUAUGAGCACUUCCCGGGCUCCAACGCCGCAACUAAAAGAGGAAGAUGCCGAUAGCCUGAAGACCUCGACGCCGGAACCGGAAAUCGAAAGGGCUCUGGCCAACGAGGAGGAGAGUCCGCCCAGUCCGAAACCCACGCUGGAGGAGAUGGUUCAGAUCAGUGCCGAGGUCUCCCAGGUGGCAGAGGUAAUUGCUCCGCCUGCCGUAGAAUCUACUGAAUCAACGGCACCUGCGGCUCCCGCACCUGCAACCGAAUCCUCCGCCCCCGUGGAAAGUCGUAAAGUUCGUCGCAAGGUCGGGGGAAAGGAGAAAAAGGACAAGGAACAGCGAAGACCCAGUACCACCGAGUGGGAGAAGUUCGCAGAUCAGUUGGCCAAAAGCAAGAAGUUCAAGCCCUACGAGAGUUUCGUCCACAGUCACAAUAAGUUCUCCGUUUAUCAGGAUCACACAAGUCUGCGGGACAAGCCGAAUCACUAUGACGGUCAUUUCAGCGGCGGAAACUCGCUGAGUGCCUCCCAGUCGGAUCUGUCCAGCGGUCACAUAACUCCCGCCCCCACUCGUCGAGGUCAGCGGGAGUUCGCCAAGUUCGUGGGCUCCGAACAGCCGGGCAGCAUUUCGCGGUCCAGUUCCAGACUCUCGAACCCCGCCACUGCCAGGACCUUCGAUUUCAAUCCCCAACGCGAACGCAUCAGUCUUCCAGUCACCAAUCGCAUUGGUUCCGGUAUCCAAAGAGCUCCUGCGGAAAGGAUUUCCGGUUGGGGCAGAGGAAGGCCCACACCCUUGGUUGAGGAACCCGGUUAUGGACGCAGGAUGAGCACUGGUUUCCUUCCGCAGCCCUUCCGACCUGAGAGAGAGAAGUUCCUCAGCACUGGAAGCCGCCGAGCAAUACAUCCCAUAACCCCAAUCAAGGAUACGAAAAGGGAAAAGACUUCCAAGAAACAGCCUUCCAAGAACCUUUCUUCUAAAGAGUUUGAUCCUCACAAAACCGAUAAAAGUCCAAUAAGGAUCACCAAAUCAUUGUUAACGGAUACAGUGCGCUCCAGAGAACCAUCACUCCACGAAUUUGAUUCCAUAAAGGCACAUAAGAGUCCUUUUAAAGGAUCAAAUUUGACAAAGGAAAUGCCACUUCCAAAGAAUAUACCUUUUAGAGAACCAUCUUUCAAGGAGUUAAAGUCCUUGAAAAACGACAAAAGCCCCAUAAGAUUGCAAAAACCUUUGACAAAGGAGGUUGUUAGAUCUAGAGAACCCUCUUACAUAGAAUUUGAUGCAUUUAAAGACGAUCAGAGCCCGCUGAGAAUACUAUCUUUGGCAAAGGAAAUGGUUCGAUCUAAAGAACAGUCGUAUAUUGAAUUUGAUCCCUAUAAAGCAGUUAAAAGUCCAUUGAGAAUGCCACAGCCUAUAGUAUUCAAUGAUGACCAUAAGCUGGAAGAAAAAAUAACCAAAAAUCAUCAUACUUCUUCGGAGCAUCUACCUCAAAGAGAUCUCAGUCCAAGUGAGGAAAUUCAAGCCCCAAAUAUCCAAAAUUUAUCCUCGGCACCUCAAACACCUCAAAAGAUGAAAGAUCCUGUGGAAAAAGCUAAGGUGUUCUCCCCAAAGAUGCCAUCACCCCCAGCUUCGCCUGUUUUCAGUUCUAAAUCUUCAGACAGCAGCAAUUUAGAUGUGAUAAUCCAACCCAUGAGCAGUCUGAACACACCCAGUAUCAAAUCCUUUACCCAGUCACCAGAUCAAGUGGUAGUGGAGGGCUAUGAGGAUUCCGAUUUGGAGGCUGCUCUGGCCAGGUUGGAGAUCCUGAGAGGAUCCACGGCCACUUUACAAUCGCUAAGAUCUUGCAGUCCUGGCAAACACACCUACACAGCUUCCCUAUUGAGUUCUCGAAGAACUUCGCCUUGGGUGAUGCGAAAGAACUAUGGAGGCACUAUUGGCAAGGAAAACAAACCAUCUAUAUUGGUGGAAGGUCCCAGGAAAUCCGCAGAGGCCUGCCAUCAAACACUCGAACGCUGCGAUAUUUGCUAUAAUGAUUUCAUCAUAAACUGA
This is a messenger RNA of Drosophila subpulchrella, 2474 nucleotides long. RefSeq lists its product as uncharacterized. The transcript is spliced from 3 exons. NCBI's taxonomy places the organism in Eukaryota, Metazoa, Arthropoda, Insecta, Diptera, Drosophilidae. The record is from RefSeq and is a predicted model, not a curated record. Bases 141 to 2474 code for a protein of 777 amino acids.